Molecule: messenger RNA, 6745 nt
Organism: Exophiala oligosperma
Lineage: Eukaryota; Fungi; Ascomycota; Eurotiomycetes; Chaetothyriales; Herpotrichiellaceae
Exons: 7
Coding region: 78-6503 (2141 amino acids)
Biological process (GO): fatty acid biosynthetic process; secondary metabolite biosynthetic process
Molecular function (GO): phosphopantetheine binding; fatty acid synthase activity; 3-oxoacyl-[acyl-carrier-protein] synthase activity
Source: RefSeq, a predicted model, not a curated record
CCAGGUGCAGAUUCGAGUGCCAGCUACAGACAGAUUGCUACGACAUUCAGAUGCUUGGGUAGCCAAAGUACGCAGGCAUGGCUGGAUCAAUUUCAUUCUUUGGCGACGGCUCGCUCCCUCUGCAUCCAACAUUCUCUCAGAUCCUUCAGGCUCGAACUCAACGUUCACUACUCUCCGUUUUCCUGCACAAAGCUAGGCUUGCACUUCAAGAUGAGAUCUCCCAAGUUCCGAUACCAGAUAGGAAGGGCAUGCCAGACUUGGCAGAGCUUGAAUGCUUGAUUCCCAAUCCUGCGGAGAAGCAGCCUCGCGAUCACCAGUGUCUGGCUCCUGCAAUGCUUGUUAUCAUUCAACUGGGGCAAUUCAUCAGUUGGUAUGAGAACCACCCUGAAGAACCUUAUCCCGGUCCAGAAUCAUCAUUCGUUGUUGGAUUGUGUGUAGGACAGUUGUCGGCUGUUGCGGUCAGCCUUGCUCGGAGUUUGGUGGAACUCCUCCCUCUUGCUAUCGAGUCUGUCCGCUUGGCGUUCCGAACUGGCCUCACUGCGACCAUGGUGAGAGACGAAUUGGAACAGGGGGAGAGCUCCGAGACAUGGGCAGUGCAGAGCUCCCGUGCUUUGGGGCUAGGUGAGGAUAAUCUACUCGACACCAUCCAUAAAGAAGAGGGUAUACCCGAACGCAAAAGAAGUUACAUUAGUGCUUCAUUCGGCAAAGCAUUCACACUCCAAGGCCCUCCUUCUACGCUCGAUAAGAUCGGCCAUUGGCUAAGUUCAAAUCGAAAGUCCUUACCACCAAACUCCUAUCAAAGACUUCCUAUUUAUACCCCAUACCAUGCACCGCACCUUUAUUCCGAAGAGGACAUCAAGCGUAUCCUGAAUUUCCCAGACACUGAUGACUCUAAAUAUGACCACACACCAUGGGAGACGACAAAGCUGCCUCUGGUAUCGCCAGUCACCGGGAAAUAUUACCAGGCAAACAGCACUCGCCAUUUGCUACAGUUGGUAAUGCACGACGUCCUCAAAGCGCCCAUCGAGUGGAGUAAUGUGACGGCAGGAUGCGCGGAUCAUGUCGCUGCACUGCAGCACGGAGAGUGGGUUGUGCGAGCAUAUGGUCCCACGCUUGCCGCUGGCAGCCUGGUAGCGACUUUGACGAAGGGUGCACAAGUAAAUGCCAUUCUGGAUGGGGCUUCUGCUGCGAAAGGUGCUUCCUACUGUGGUGUUCCGAUGAAUGAGCCUAUCGCCAUCGUGGGUAUGGCUGGUAGAUUUCCAGAAGCUGCGAGCCACGAUGAGCUUUGGAAUGUACUCGAAAAAGGCAUGGAUUGUGCCAAAGUCAUCCCUGCCGAUCGCUUCGAUAAAGACCUGUAUGUCAAGAAUGACGGUGCAGCUAGAAAUCCAGCUGGAACAUUGUACGGCUGCUUCAUCAAAGAGCCAGGAUUGUUCGAUGCCCGCUUUUUCAACAUGUCGCCACGCGAGGCUGAGCAGACCGACCCACAGCAACGCUUAGCACUGGUAACAGCGUACGAAGCCCUUGAAAUGUCAGGAUUCGUCCCAAAUCGGACUCCGUCAACACAACUUGAUCGUAUUGGCACAUAUUACGGUCAAACCGGGGACGAUUAUCGAGAAUGGAAUGCCUCUCAAGACGUCCAAACAUACUAUAUUUCCGGAAAUGAUCGUGCAUUCGGCCCAGGGCGUAUAAACCACCAUUUCAAAUUUGGAGGCCCAAGUAUGAGUAUCGACACAGCUUGUUCCUCAAGUGCUGUAGCUCUCAAUACAGCCUGCACUGCCUUGUGGGCCAAUGACUGCGACACAGCUGUGGUAGGCGGCAUGACCCUAUUCACCAGCGCUGACACUUUCUGCGGACUGAGUCGCGGUCACUUUUUGAACCACACUGGAAACUGCAAAACCUUUGAUGAUGCAGCUGAUGGUUAUUGUCGUGGCGAGGCUGUGGCAACCGUGGUCGUCAAACGUUUGUCAGACGCCAAGGCUGAUAACGACAACGUGCUGGCUGUUAUCCUGGCUGCUGGCACCAACUACUCGGCUGCCUCUUCUUCAAUCACUCAUCCACACGGACCGACACAAGAAACCCUGUAUAGGAGACUCUUGAAUGAUGCUGGCCUUCACCCGUUCGAUGUAGAUUACGUCGAGAUGCAUGGCACCGGCACACAAGCCGGAGACGCUGGCGAGAUGAGUUCUGUGAGCAAUGUGUUUGCCCCUGCUUCACCAGCUCGCCCACGGGAACAUCCUCUAUGGCUGGGGGCCGUCAAGUCCAAUAUUGCUCACGGAGAAUCGGCUUCUGGAGUCACCGCUCUCAUCAAAUCGCUACUGGUUUUACGCGAACAAACAAUUCCUCCACAUGUCGGUAUCAAGAGCGGUAACAUGAACCACACCUUCCCGGAUCUCCAGCAGCGCAAUAUCAAGAUAGCUUUGGGCGGGCCUGAAGCAUUUCCCUGCAAACAAGCACGGAGACGUAGACUCAUGGUCAACAACUUCGGUGCUGCCGGUGGUAACACCGCUCUGUUGCUUGAAGAAGCGCCCCUCCGCGUCACCAAUGUAGGUAUGGACCCAAGAGCCGACCAUAUUGUUGCAAUCUCAGCCAAGACACCAAAGUCGAUGAAAGGCAAUGCUAGAAGCUUGUUGGCAUAUCUGGAGAAGCACCCAGAAACCAGCUUGUCUGAUGUCUCAUAUACUACCACGGCUCGACGUAGUCAUUUCACUCAGAGACUGUCACUCAUGGCAUCAUCCAUAUCACAAUUGAAAUCACGGCUUGCGCAAGUUCUCGACACGGAUCCUACGAAAACGGGCAAGCCUUCAAAUAUCAUAUUCACAUUCACCGGUCAAGGAUCGCUCUAUGUUCCUCUCGCCAAAGAACUUUUUGAUUCCUCGAGGCAAUUCAAGUCCGAUAUUCUCCGGUUCAAUCAAAUAUGCCUAGAUUAUGGCUUUCCCAGUUUCAUGCCUGUUAUUGAGAGCGAAAAUGGUGACAUGGAAGGAUUGUCCCCUGCUCAGACCCAACUCGCUAUUGCGUCUGUGCAAAUGAGUCUUUUCCGCCUCUGGACCACAUGGGGCGUUGUUCCAGCAGCGGUUGUUGGGCACAGUCUGGGAGAGUACGCAGCGCUAUUUGCAGCUCGCGUACUCUCUGCCAAUGACACACUCUAUCUAGUUGGAAAGAGGGCUCUCCUCCUGGAGACAAUGUGUUCACAAGGAACCCAUUGCAUGCUUUCGGCUCACGCUGACCUGGCAUCGCUCAAGAAGCAUCUUGGAAAUCUCUUGAAUGAUCUUGAGGUUGCUUGUGUCAACGGACCAGAAGAUACUGUUCUCAGUGGACGAGUUGACAUUGUCGAGGAAGCUCGCAACAAGCUAAAAACACUCUCGGUCAAGUGUAUUGUUCUCAACACUCCGUACGCCUUCCAUUCGGCACAGGUUGACCCAAUCCUUGCCGAUUUUGAGGAAGCUGCACGCAGUGCUAGGUUUAUGACACCUCGAGUUCCUGUUCUGUCACCGCUUCUCGCAUCUGUGGUCAAGGAACACGAAGUGCUUACUCCUAACUACGUCUCAAGGCACGCUCGAGAAGCUGUGAACUUCUCUGCUGCAUUGAAGGCCGCACAGCAAGACGGCUUGGCUUGCAAACAAACAGUAUGGCUUGAGGUUGGGCCCAAGCCAAUUUGCCUGGGUAUGGUCAAGGCAACACUUGGAGACGACUGUCGUACCAUUUACUCUCUUCGUCAAAACGAGAAUUCUUGGACUAGUGCCGCGAAGGCUCUAGCUUCACUAUACGAAUGUGGUCACGAUAUCAACUGGAACGAAUACCACCGCGAUUUCGAGAGUGGGAAGAAUAUGCUUCAUAUUCCGACGUACUCCUUCGAGGAAAAGAACUACUGGAUUGCGUACAAGGAUGAUUGGGCUUUGAGAAAGGGCGAUGAUGUCUCAAAGCAGACUAGUAUCGCUCCUCAGACUCAAGCUGCUCAGAUAACCACUACGAUCCAUCGCCUGAUUUCACGAAAGCAGCAAGGUACCACUGUCUCAAUGGUCUAUGAGACAGAUCUUUCAGAUCCUCUUCUUUACAAAGUUAUUUCUGGGCACAAGAUUAACGGGUUGGCACUUUGCCCGGCGGGCGUCUAUGCGGAUAUGGCUCUCACGGUUGCUGACUUGUUCAGGAAAGAGUGCGCUUUUGAAGUUCCUACCACCGGGAUCAAUGUGACCAAUAUGACCAUCCUGGGCCCAGUCACCGUUCCGGUGCCUCGAGUCGCAAGUCCUCAACUUCUGCAAGUCAUAGCAAACGCAGAACUGGAGUCAGGAAAUAUUCAUAUCGAGUUCAAGACACAGUGCCCUCAAACGAAGAACUUCACCAUUCCAAAUGCCAAAUGUCAAGCAGUGUACGGCAGUGAUCAGGCAUGGCUGCACGACUGGUCAAGGUCUGCAUAUCUUGUGCGAAAGAGGAUUGAAGAUCUUGAACGUGGAGUGGCAACUGGCACAACCAACAAAAUGAAUAAGAAAAUGGCUUACCACCUCUUCUCUCAGCUCGUCGACUACAGCUCUGCAUACCAGGGCAUGCAGGAAGUCCUCGUGGACACUGAAGAGCUCGAAGCUGCUGCACUGGUCAAAUUCAAUGAAAGUCGAGAAAUCGGUGACAACUUCUUCGCCUCUCCUCUCGCAGUUGACAACCUGGCCCAGCUAGCAGGGUUCGUCAUGAACGGCAUCGGCGCAGGCGAUUCUAGCUCUGGCGUGUACAUCUCACACGGCUGGGGUUCACUUCGACUCUCGCUACCGCUAGAUGCUUCUAGACCUUACCGAGUACAUGUCAAAAUGCAACCACUGGAGAAGUCUGUGAUGGCAGGCAAUGUGUCAAUAUUCCAAGACCAGGUGAUGAUCGGCAUGAUUGGCGAUGUUAUGUUCCAAAAUGUGCCUCGGUCACUUCUCUCGACCAUGCUGAGCCCCCAUUCUUCGGUUGGGACUCGACAGUCUGCUGCUUCCCACAAGGCCAGUAAAUCGCCGGCACUAGGACAAAAGUCUGAAGCCGCGAUGCCUCGACAGGAGUCACCCUCGGCAAAGGCUCUUAAACGAGCAGAGGACACUCAAGCCAACCUAAUCUUGAGAGUCAUUGCCGAAGAGAUCGGUGUCGAUGCAUCAGAACUCAAGGAUGACAGUGGCUUUGCUAACCUCGGAGUGGACUCUCUACUUUCAUUGACCAUUAUUUCGAAGAUCAGAGAAGCUGUCGGGAUUGAGUUGCCACAGUCUACCUUUGCAGACUGUGAGACGGUAGGAGAUCUCAAGGCUUUACUCGGUGACACUGGGUCUGCGACUGACACCGCCUCCGAAUCUUCUCUUGAAACACCGCCAGAAUCUGGCAUUCAAACACCAUACCCCGUUGCGGAGACUUUGUCAAGCCCCGCCGACAACGACAUGAUCGAAGCUCUCCACAUGACCCUUGCUGAGCAAAUUGGGAUUGACGUAGAAGAGCUUGUUGCGACUGACGAUCUAUCGGCCCUAGGAGUGGAUUCCCUAAUGAGUCUCAGUAUCGUCGCUGCGCUUCGGGAGAAGAUGGGAAUAAAUGUGCCUCAGGAUAUGCUUGCCGAAAACACGUCCCUGAAAGGUAUCAAGGCAGCACUCGACCUUGUACCGUCACCAUCACUGCCAAUCCUGUCCAACCCGGUACCUUUGAGGUCAGAAGUUCGACCGCAUGCUGCCACCGGUAGCACUCGCACGGCAAAGUCAUUUUUGCUGCAAGGAAACCCACAGACUGCAUCGCAAACAAUUUUCCUCUUUCCCGACGGCAGCGGCUCGGCCACAUCCUACCGUCGACUUCCAGAGAUCGCAAAGGGAGCUUGUGUCUAUGCCAUUGAUAGCCCAUUUCUCAAGCACCCAACCGAGUACACCUGUUCCUUGUCCGAAGCCGCGUUACUGAUGGCGAAUGAAGUUCGCACUCGGCAAUCCUCCGGCCCCUACAUUCUGGCUGGUUGGUCCGCUGGUGGCAUGUACGCCUACGAAGCUGCCAGACACCUCAUUUCGGUCGGAGAAAUCGUCUCCAAACUUAUCCUCAUCGACUCUCCUUGCCGAACAGAUUACGGGCCCAUGCCCCAAGAUGUGCUCGACUACGUCUCUCGAUCGGGAGUGAUCGCGGGAGAAGGCGCGGCUACAGCGGCUCCAGAAUGGCUCGUCCGACAUUUCCAGUCGACCAUUCGGGCAGUUCAAGAGUAUACGCCGCAGGCAUUCGACGAGGAAAACUCGCCGUCCACGUACGUCAUCUGGGCGGCUCGGGGUGUUUUUGAAGAUUGGCCUCAAGCCGAACUCGCCGGUCUCGACCUCACCGACGCCGUGGCUGCUUGGUUGCUGAAGCCAAAGACCAGCCCAGGAGCCAAUGGGUGGGACAAGCUGCUCUCGGCCAAGAAGAUGAAAUGUUCUUCGGUGAAUGGCAAUCAUUUCAAUAUGGUUCACCCUCCCAACUGCGCUUCUCUCAGUCGGGCUAUCGCAGGUGCCGUCGGUGAGGACGAUGCUGUAGAAUGGACUCGUGCUUAGCCUGGUUGUGGUCGGUGUCUUUUCUUCUCGGUCGACGCUGGACUUACUUAGGCUGACUACCAGGUUGAAAAGGGGUCAUGUCAUCGGGCAUCUCUCUUUCCGGUUGGCUAGACAAGGAGUGCAUUGAAUUGUUUAGGUACAGGAUCUAUUUCUCUGUUUAUACGUAGAUGGUGGGAAAGGACCUGAUGGUUUGGUGUUCGUUGGUAGAUUUUCUGUUCAAUGGCAUAUCUUGUUUCGAAGCA